CGACUGUGACCACUAGUGCAGUCGGCAACAUGGAGCCCACCACUCACUUCCGGACCCACAGAGGACGCGCAAACGGUGGUACUCACCAUGACAGUGCUGGAGCGGGACGAAGAGCGCACCAUAAAAACAAACAAUGGGUUGCGGACAGUGCCACCAGCAGAAGUAGCACACCUCAUGGAGGCUCAGACACUGAGCGAUGGGAGCGUGGAGGGCAUAGAGGAAGCAGAGGUCGAGGAAGAGGCACACGUGGCAAAUUUCCUCAUUCUACAAUGAAUUUCCGUCAAGGAGGCGCUCUAGAUACUGGCUCAGCUCCUGCUAGUGAAGGGGACAAUAGCGAAAUGGAGGAUGCCACUGACGUAGAUGAAGUCGAACACCAAGAGCCAGAGACUCUUGAGGAAAGAGAACGAUUCUGGAAAGAGCUUGUGAAAGUGCGCGAAGUCGAGCGCAAGACAGCUAUUGCGGAGGGCAAAAUGGACGAUCCCAAUGUGCCAAAACGACUAGAAGAUGCUAUCACAAUGGUUGGCACAUGCAUGGAUAUGUGCCCAAAAUUCGAACGCUACCGUCGCGAACGCGAGAACAACCUCUUUGAGUGGGAAAUUGUUCCAGGAACCAAACGCGUUGAUCACAAGAGGGCUGUCAAAAUGUAUGAACGGGCAGCUGGUGACAAGACGCUACCCUCCGACCUUCGUCCUCCCAAAGUUCUUCGACGCACACUCGACUAUCUUUUCCACGACCUGCUUCCUCGGGGCGGUUUUUCUGCGACCUUCAAUUUCAUUCGUGAUCGUUCGCGUGCUGUGCGAAGUGACUUCACAAUGCAGCACGAAAUGGGUUCCAUCGCGAUCGAGUGCCAUGAUAGAUGUGCACGGUUCCACAUCCUUGGUCUUCACCUGGAGCGCGACCGACCCGGAUCCCAGAUCAGUCUGGAGGAGCAGCAGCUGAAGUACACUCUCCAAAGUCUAAAGGAGUUUUACGAAGACCAGCGUGGAAAAUACCAAUCACCGACAGAGCUCGAAAUGCGAGUCUAUCAUCGUCUGAUCCACAUUCGUGAUCAAAAAGAGCGACAGGAGGAUAUCCCUUCCAUGAUCCUGGAGCAUCCGGUAUUCAAGCUUACGACCAAAUUCCGGCUCCUCGUACAGGCGAAAAGUGCCCCCAUCGGCAGAAGCACUCCUCUUUUGGUUGAUAACGAGGCCCUGAGCGUCUUCAAUGAAUUGAUUAUAGUGCUUCAGGGGGAAGGAAACUACGCCAUGAUCUAUCUGGUCGCAUGCAUCAUAGAGCACCUAUUUGGCACUGACACUGUCGACGAUAUUGAAAGCCUGAGGGAAAAUCUCACCAUUCCGGAUAUCAUUGAUGGAAACUCUGCUGCUGUAGACGAACACCAUGACGCUAUUGUGGAAGAACCAGACGCUAUGCACGAGGAAGAGGAACCACCCUUCGAGGCUGACUUGGUUGAUGUGCCACAAUCUUCCCCGAAGCCUCUGCAGCGAAGCGGGACCCUGUGGCUGAAUGAGACAUUUGGUCCGAAGCCCACUGAAUCAGCAUUCUCGACCGCUUCUUCUCAACCUGCACCACAAUCGCCAAAGUCUGCGUUUUCACAUUUGACAUCUGUUCCCAAUAUAUUCGGGACGACGACAUUCCAAACGUCAACAUUCGGCUCAACAAACGAGUUUGGUUUUGGCUCAGCACCCGCCCCUACAUCAGUGUUUGGACCCUCUUCCACUCGGACCUCUGUCUUUAGCCAAGCACCCACUUCGGUUUUUGGUCAGCCUCCGCUUGUCCCAUCUCCAACCCCGACAGCACCCAGCGAGAACGAGGUUCAGGUUUCAUUCACAGUGCCUCCGGCACCCCCUCCCUCUACCUUCAGCAAACCAUUGCCCCCUUCCCCCGAACUCCCUUCCGUACCCGAGGUCAACAACGCUACAUCAUCUAUACAAUCACCAUCUCCUCUCAACCGUCAUGCACCAAUAUUUACUCCAUUGCUUUCUCCAAUUGUCACACAACCUAUACCGUCGUACCAACCUCCAGUUCCUCCCUCUCCAGUCACUUCACAGCCAAUUUUUGGCGUUCCCCAUGGUUCCUUCGGUGGCCUACAUGAAACUCCACCUUCUCAACCGCCGCCUUUGAGUAGACAUCAACCAAUAUCUUUACCGCCAACGCCCACUGCGACGAUGUAUAUUCCUUCGGCCAUCUCUGGCUCAUCCACCAAGUCCGUUUUUGGAUCUCUCAAAAAACUCCAACCUAUCUCACUCACCGCUUCCCCUACUGAAAUUCUGAGCCCACUGGUACUUUCGUCGCCCGGGACAAAAUCAACACUUAGUUCUAUGGCCAGCCUACAGCGACGUGAUUCCGUACAGACUCCCUUGCGUAUAGGAAUCACCGCUGCCGAUCUUGAAGCAGUUUCGACUAAAUUGGAAAGCCCACUCAACGGCAAGGCAUUGAUUUCUUCGUCCACCAGCAAACUAUCACAAGAAACACUCGAAUCCAAAGCUUUCGCAUUUGCUCGAAGGAGCUUGCUCAUUAAGGAGGUUUUUCAUGAAUGGAUGGAACGAACGGCUGGUCGUACCAAGUGGAAAGAGGCUUGUCGGCGAAGCGAGGCUUAUAGUCAGCUUGUACACACGGAGCGGCUUUCGAAGAGUACCAGCUCAUUGCCGCAGGAGAACAAGCGGAAAGUGGUUUCACCAGAACGACCCAGCCCUGUUAGGAAGCGGCUCAGAAACCGCUUGUCCAGCGAAUAUCGCCCACCGGCCAGUGAUGACGAACUUGUAAAGCGGUUCGAAAAGAAUCGUGAAGAAAACGAACGGCGCUGGGCUCGUGGAUCUUUCCUCCAUGCGCUGCGGCAACACCUAAAGGCGGCGUCACGCACCAUUCCCGAAAGUUGGUCUGCCUGGCUAUCCUUGAACCAGGAUAAUGAUGGAACUGCCAUUUGGCUCGAACUGAAAUUUGAUGUGCCUGACUCUGGCAGCUGGAAGGACGUCAAUAUAUUCCAGAUACCAGUGGCGCCGCAGCCACACAACAGCAAAACACUAUAUCCGGGUAUCAUCAUUUUCGAGCGAACCCCAGUUGGCGAGGUGGAAGACCCUCUGGAAAGAAAAUAUCGAAUGCUGGAUGAUUGUUCACGUUUACGUGAUAUCAUCGAGUCAUUGCCCCCUGAUCGGCAUUUUAUUCCAUCCCUCUUGACGAUAUCUUGGUCUGGUGGGGAGCCCGACUCUUCUGCCGACUUUAAUGAUAUGAUUGCUGCAAUACUUCACGAUGAAAUAUCGUCUUCCCAUGUUGAUAUAUCAUUAACAUCCACUGCUUCGGACCUUGACUCUAGGUUUCAAUCCGCCUUGGAAUCACUCAAACUUGAUGCUGAAGGCAAACUGGUUCGGUGGAUGUCCGUACCUGGUAUGUUAGAGUUUACGAUAUACUUUCAUAGUUUGGCAUCUUAUUUCGGGACAGACCUCUUCAGACAGUGGAGACCCAUAUGGCAUACGUUUACCUCCCAGCGAUUAGAGCAAUGCAUAUUCAAUGGAGAAUUUGACUGGGGUUUUUUGGGGAGAUUCCUGGAGUUGUGUAUAGAACUCCUCAAUAACAUCUCUGGUGCUGCACUUCAGCUGAUGAAUGGCAGUAUCUUUGGAGAUGUUCUGCCCAACCUGAAGCUACAAUACGCCAGAGACUCAGAUUCAAUGUUUGAUGCGGUUUUGCAAUGGAUGGAUAAUCCAUCGUUGCAAGAUGCAAGUAAACGUCUCGCAGAUGACCUAAGAUCACACCAGGCCCUUGACCGAGAGUUUCCCUCGAGACCCUUCAUUCAAUAUAUAUAUGACGUUGCUCAGGAGCUGUCCACUCAACACUUGAGCCCCAGCGCCGCAAACCCUACCCUCAUACGGAAAACUUGUCUUGAAGAAGCGACAUCAAAAAUCUCGGCUAAGCAGAGCUCUUACUCGGAUGAGCUCAAUGCCCUUCGUUCCGCCAAGCUGCGACAGUCAUCUAAACGUACUGCAUCAGUCAAUGCUUCCAGCCGGUCUUCUACACCUGCUAAGCGGAGAAGAUUAUCCGCCUCUGAUGAAUCUAGCGACCGUGGAAGUCCUCCAUUGAGCACCGCUAGUCCUGCCUACACGUCGCCCUCCAUCAGCACUACCACAUCUUUACCUCCCGAGGACAACUCCACAGUGGUCACAUCCGCUAUGCUUCGUGCUCUUACUAGGGAUAUACGGACCAAGUUUAGUGGUCGCAAAUGA
Molecule: messenger RNA, 4214 nt
Organism: Suillus clintonianus
Lineage: Eukaryota; Fungi; Basidiomycota; Agaricomycetes; Boletales; Suillaceae
Product: SAC3/GANP/Nin1/mts3/eIF-3 p25 family-domain-containing protein
Exons: 13
Coding region: 30-4214 (1394 amino acids)
Biological process (GO): mRNA export from nucleus
Cellular component (GO): nucleus; transcription export complex 2; cytoplasm
Source: RefSeq, a predicted model, not a curated record